AGUCCGCCCCCGGUGGUUUCCGCUCGUCCCCCGGAGUUCCUCCUUGGACAUGUACUGGCUGGACGGCUCCAGUUGACUCAAAUCCUCGGUGUUGGCGCCUAUGGAGUGGUCUAUCUCGCCAUCGAUAUCCUCACCAACACCAAUUAUGCCGUAAAGGCCUUGAAUAAGGUUGGUCUGGAGCCCAGGCAACGGAAAUUCCAGAAGCGUGAGAUCCAGCUACACUACAUGGCCAACCAUCAUCCCGGAGUCGUUUCCAUGGUCAAAAUCCUGGAGUCUUCAGACACCACCUUUGUCGUUCUCGAAUACUGUCCGGAAGGGGAUCUCUUUUCUAACAUUACAGAGCGGGGGAGAUAUGUUGGCAGCGAUUUCCUGGCAAAGUCUCUUUUCCUACAAAUCCUGGACGCGGUUGAACAUUGCCAUAACCUGGGUAUCUACCAUCGGGACCUGAAGCCGGAGAACAUCCUCGUGACCGAUGGUGGUAAGACGGCCAAGCUUGCCGACUUUGGACUGGCCACCAGUGACCGUGUGACAUCCGACUACGGCUGCGGUUCGACCUUCUACAUGUCACCAGAAUGUCAACAAAGCAACCCAAGGGCCUUUUCCAGCUAUGCCUCUGUCCCCAAUGAUGUCUGGAGCCUUGGAGUCAUUCUGGUUAAUCUCACCUGUGGCCGAAACCCAUGGAAGCGGGCCUGUUUUGAGGAUACCACAUUCCGCGCCUACGCCCGGGACCGGAGUUUCCUACCUACUAUUCUUCCCCUUUCCCAGGAGCUCAAUGGCAUCUUGACACGCAUUUUCGAGCUGGAUCCGUCCAAGCGGAUCGACUUGCAAGAAUUGCGGAGGUUGAUCGUUGGCUGCGAUCGCCUCACCACCACUCCUCAAGUUCAGCCGAUCACUGUCCCCCAACAACCCAUUACCCCCCCUCUCUCCCCUUUGGCCUCCAUCUUCCAGCCC
Molecule: messenger RNA, 951 nt
Organism: Eremomyces bilateralis CBS 781.70
Lineage: Eukaryota; Fungi; Ascomycota; Dothideomycetes; Eremomycetales; Eremomycetaceae
Product: serine/threonine protein kinase
Exons: 2
Biological process (GO): intracellular signal transduction; protein phosphorylation
Molecular function (GO): ATP binding; protein serine/threonine kinase activity
Source: RefSeq, a predicted model, not a curated record